This is a messenger RNA of Cladophialophora yegresii CBS 114405, 321 nucleotides long. RefSeq lists its product as uncharacterized. Gene Ontology annotation, molecular function: oxidoreductase activity. The coding region runs from base 1 to 321 and encodes 106 amino acids. The transcript has a single exon. Lineage: Eukaryota; Fungi; Ascomycota; Eurotiomycetes; Chaetothyriales; Herpotrichiellaceae. The record is from RefSeq and is a predicted model, not a curated record.
AUGCCUUUCCACGCAACAGUCCUCUACCCUAACGACGACGAUGCAACCUUCGACAUGGGCUACUACCUCAAGACACACAUGCCCUUGGUGAUGGAGCGGUUCGGCAAGCACGGUCUCAAGAGAUGGGAAGUGCUCCAGUACAAGGAAGCGGACGGGCAGAAGCCCAAAUUUAGCGUUGGCGCGACCUUGAUAUUCGACACCCCCGAUCAACUGCGCGCGGCAAUGGGUUCGGAGGACGCGGGCCCCGUCUUUGACGAUGUCAAGAACUUCAGCAACAAGGGGCCAAUCUUCCUCCCUGGAGAGCUUGUCGCGACGUCUUGA